Molecule: messenger RNA, 618 nt
Organism: Argentina anserina (silverweed cinquefoil)
Lineage: Eukaryota; Viridiplantae; Streptophyta; Magnoliopsida; Rosales; Rosaceae
Product: cytochrome P450 84A1-like
Exons: 2
Coding region: 1-618 (205 amino acids)
Molecular function (GO): oxidoreductase activity, acting on paired donors, with incorporation or reduction of molecular oxygen; monooxygenase activity; iron ion binding
Source: RefSeq, a predicted model, not a curated record
AUGAAAAUGCAGGAUGUAAUGUUUGGUGGAACUGAGACUGUUGCAUCAGUGAUCGAAUGGACCCUGGCUGAGCUAAUGAAGUGUCCAGAAUAUCUCAAAAAGGUUGAACAAGAGCUCGUCGAUGUCGUAGGGUUGAACCGUAGAGUUCAAGAAACCGACCUGGAAAACCUAACCUACCUCAAAUGUGCAGUCAAGGAAACCCUCCGGCGUGACCCCUCUGCAUGGGACGAGCCUGAAAAGUUCAAACCCUCAAGGUUUCUGGAAGAUCGCUCUCCAGAUUUUAAAGGGAGUGACUUCGAGUUCAUCCCAUUCGGCUCCGGCCGGAGGUCGUGCCCCGGGAUGGCCCUCGGGCUUUAUGGGUUGGAGAUGGCUGUGGUUCAUCUGCUUCACUGUUUUAAGUGGGACUUGCCGAAUGGAAUGAAGGUUAGUGAGCUUGACAUGAACGGUGUGUUUGGAUUGACUGCACCAGAGCUGUUCAGCUUGUUGCUGUGCCGAACUAAGGUUGAACUGCCCGCUUUGAAGUUUAUUACAAGUGACGAGAUAUAUGAUUGCUUGGGGAGUAGUACGUGUUGUUUGCUGUUUCUAUUUUACUUGUUAUCUGGCUCUACUAAAUACUAA